AUUCUGCGGAAAGCAGAACGCAUUCUGAACUCUCCAGGUCGUGUACUCUCCAGGUCGUGGACUCUCCAGGUUUCCUCCUCUUUAAGGAAUUCUGUUUGAGCGAGAUCGAGGAGGGCGUCCCACAGCUCAAGUUCUACGAAGAAAUUAAAGACUACGAGAAGCUGGACUCUGAGGAGGAGAGGCAGAGCCGCAGCCGGCAGAUCUACGACGGAUACAUCAUGAAGGAGCUGCUGUCCUGCUCACAUCCGUUUUCUAAGAAAGCCGUGGACCACGUGCAGAGCCACUUAGCGAAGAAACAGGUCCCCCCAACUCUCUUCCAGCCAUACAUAGUGGAGAUCUGCGACAGCUUGAGAGGAAUUAUCUUCCAGAAGUUCAUCGAGAGUGACAAAUUUACUCGUUUCUGCCAAUGGAAGAACGUGGAGCUCAACAUCCACCUGACCAUGAACGACUUCAGCGUUCAUCGGAUCAUCGGCAGAGGAGGAUUCGGAGAAGUGUACGGCUGCAGGAAGGCCGACACCGGGAAGAUGUAUGCCAUGAAGUGUUUGGACAAGAAGAGGAUCAAGAUGAAGCAGGGGGAGACUCUGGCGCUGAACGAGAGGAUCAUGCUGUCAUUAGUCAGCACGGGGGACUGCCCGUUCAUCGUGUGCAUGACGUACGCCUUCCACACCCCCGACAAGCUGUGCUUCAUCCUGGACCUGAUGAACGGUAUGACCCCAGCUUCCUGUUUAUUAACCCCUUCCUAACUCCUUCUGUCAGACAUUCGGAGCUCCUCUUAAAUCAGGGGGGUCAAACUGUGGCCCGCUAGAGCUCUGAAAGAAGCACGUUGCCCAUAAACUACAUGUCCCACAAUGCAUCUCAUUUUGUGACAUGCGCACUGAAGACACUUGCAAUUAUGUAAUAUAAUACAUUAUUAUAUAUUUAUAUAUGUAUAUUUAUAUAGUCUUAAAGUUACAACCGGCCCUUUGGAUGCAACCAUAAUGCUGAUUGAUGAAAUUGAGUUGGACACCCCUGUCUUAAAGGGACAUUUUUAGAGGGUUUGAGGUGGGGCUAUAUGAGGUACUUUUCUAUAGUCGGUGUACUUUUUUACCAACUGGAACUACCAGAGGUACAUUUCUGUAGGAUGGCAACAUCUAAACUUAUUUUACAUUACAUUACAUGUCACUCUUUAGACGCUUUUAUCCAAAGUGACUUGCAUACAUUCAG
Gymnodraco acuticeps is the source of this 1203-nucleotide messenger RNA. It is a transcript of the gene grk3, whose product is annotated as G protein-coupled receptor kinase 3. Gene Ontology annotation, molecular function: ATP binding; G protein-coupled receptor kinase activity; G protein-coupled receptor binding. Gene Ontology annotation, biological process: G protein-coupled receptor signaling pathway; regulation of signal transduction; protein phosphorylation. The annotation marks the transcript as partial. NCBI's taxonomy places the organism in Eukaryota, Metazoa, Chordata, Actinopteri, Perciformes, Bathydraconidae. The record is from RefSeq and is a predicted model, not a curated record. The transcript is spliced from 9 exons.